UCUUGGGAAAAAGAGAAGAUGGCCGCUCCCAUCUUGAAAUGGAAGCGGGUAACAAAUACUUCUGGACCAGGACCUAGGCCUCGACAUGGCCACAGAGCAGUUGCAAUCAAAGACCUGAUGGUUGUUUUUGGUGGUGGUAAUGAAGGAAUCGUCGAUGAGCUCCAUGUUUACAAUACCGCAACAAACCAGUGGUUUGUGCCUGCUGUGAGAGGUGACAUUCCACCAGGAUGUGCAGCCUAUGGCUUUGUGUGUGAUGGCACGCGUAUACUGGUGUUUGGUGGGAUGGUGGAGUAUGGCAAGUAUUCCAAUGAGCUAUAUGAGCUCCAGGCCAGCCGCUGGGAAUGGAAACGCCUCAAACCAAAACACCCACGAACCGGUCAACCUCCCUGUCCUAGAUUGGGACACAGUUUUACCCUACUUGGAAAUAGAGUUUAUCUGUUUGGUGGUCUGGCAAAUGAUAGUGAGGAUCCGAAAAACAAUAUUCCAAGGUACUUGAAUGACAUCGUCAUCCUGGAGCUGAAGCCCAAUUCUAACAACCUUCAGUGGGACAACCCCCUGACAGUCGGGACCUCCCCUCCACCCAGGGAGUCUCACACGGCUGUGGGGUACUGUGAGAAAGAUGGGCGCAGACCCAGGCUUAUUAUAUACGGUGGAAUGAGUGGCUGUCGGCUCGGCGACUUAUGGCAGCUAGAGAUUGACACAAUGACAUGGACCAAGCCUUCUGUCAACGGACUUCCUCCUCUGCCCCGGAGUCUUCACUCUGCCACAGUGAUAGGGAACCGGAUGUUUGUGUUUGGAGGCUGGGUACCACUGGUUAUGGAUGAUGUAAAGUUCGCCACACAUGAAAAGGAGUGGAAGUGUACAAACACGUUAGCAAGUCUCAACUUAGACUCGAUGACCUGGGAGCCUCUUGCCAUGGAGGUUUUCGAGGACGCCCUGCCACGGGCUCGCGCAGGCCACUGUUCGGUCUCUAUACACACCCGCCUCUACAUCUGGAGUGGUAGGGACGGCUAUAGGAAGGCUUGGAACAAUCAGGUGUGCUUUAAGGACCUGUGGUUUUUAGAAACUGAAAAGCCACCAGCACCGACCCGAGUUCAGCUGGUAAGGGCCAGUACAAAUGCCCUGGAGGUCUGCUGGGGGGCGGUCCCCACGGCAGAUGCCUACCUUCUGCAGCUCCAGAAGUACGACCUGCCUCCUGUCCAGACCCCCACCCCGACAUCCACGCCCACUACCAACCCCCUGGUCAAGGCCCUGCCUGCACAGCAGAUGCCACAGCCACAGCUGCAGUCUCCGGUCAUGACCCAGGGAACGCCCGUUGCACAAGUGGUCAGGCAAGCCGUACCAGGAACACAGAUUGUACGAACUGUAGCUGGGCAUUUAGCUGCAGGCAUCUCCCCUCACGCCAUCAAAGUAACCAGCAUGACGAGGCCACAGCUGAAGGGACCCAUCACUGUUCAGUCCAUACAAGGGGCCAUAAGGUCUGGUACACCACAGGUCGUGAACAUCAGUGGACAGAACACGCCCACUAGGCAGAUAGUACAGAGUUCUGCGACGACUAGCAGUGGUAUGACAGGUAUAGCGGCCCUAGCUGCGGCUGCUGCUGCCACCCAAAAGAUCCCGGGCCAUAGCCAACAAGUGGUCACAACCGCACAGGGCACCGGUAUACGUGUGGUCACUCCAACCAUAGUCACACCACAGGGGGUUAAAGUGACACCGGUCAACAGACAAAUCUCUGGAACUGCUAUAAAUGCUGGAAAUCAGACGAUCCGGGUUGCUACUCCCGGGAGUACCAUUAUCCGGGCUGCGGGUGGCACACACACGCUCACUCCGGGCUCCAAGCAAAUCAUCACUGUACACAAGGCUGGCAAUGUUCAGCAGGGCACAGGCACUGGCCAGCCACAGAUCGUUACCCUGGUAAAAACUUCACAAGGAAUGACUGUUGCAACAACCAAAGGUGGAGCCCUACCGCAGGGGGCCACCAUUGUGAAGCUGGUGACCUCCCAGGCGGGGCCCGGUCAGGGCAAGCCCACCGCCAUCAUCACGAGCCAGGGAGGUCAGACCCCUUCCAACAUCAUAGGCCUCAGCUCUGUACAGCCCCAGGCUGCAAGACCUGCUGGGCAAACUCAGACAAAGACAGUGAUUAGGACGAUCCCAUCCUCCAUGCUGUCUUCUGUGAAAGCUGGUCAGGCCAGCAUCCAGACUACACCUGGAGGGGCCAAAACCAUAGUGAUUGCAGCCCCUAAAGGAGCAACUGGCGCUGGACAAACCCCAACCAAGAUCCUGUCUUCUGUACCAAAGUUAGCUGGACAGGGCAACACCCAGUUCAUAGUUGUCAGCCCCCAGGGAAGCACGGUUGUUACACCAGCUGGACAACAAAAAAGCAUAAAUGUAUCAGCACUUCAGUCGUUGGGUGGUGUUGUGCAUUCAUCCCAGGGUGUCACAGGAACACAGAGGUCAAACAUAACCAUAGUAACAACUGCAGCUGGAACACAAAACACCAUCAUUAGAACCAUCCCGGCUUCCCAACUGGUCUCUGGAACAGUCUCUGCUUCUGCUUUGCUAGGUAACCAGAUCGUCACGGGAACACAGCAGACCAAACCAGUGCAAAUCACCAUCACUCCACAUGGCCAAGUCACCAGCACUCCCAUCAUUUCCGAGGUGAUGGAACCGGUGCAAGAUAGCUCAGGGGAUGCAGGAGAAUGUAUAGAUGGUAUGCAUUGUGGAACUCCGCCCCCUUGUACAGACAGAAUUCAUUGUGGAACCCCACCCCCAUGUACGGAUGGAAGUCAUUGUGGAACCCCACCCCCAUGUACGGAUGGAAGUCAUUGUGGAACCCCACCUCCAACAGAAUCUUUCCGUGGAGUUCAUUGUGGCACACCACCCCCUUCAGAAGACACACACUUUAUACCUAUAAAUGAUAGUGCUUGUUCAGAUAGAUUAAAUUGUGGUACACCGCCACCUGAGGGCCAGUGCCCAGACGGACGUCAUUGUGGCACUCCGCCCCCGCAAGAAAACAGUGGUACUUGCUCUGACAGAAUUCAUUGUGGGACUCCACCCCCACAAGAAAACAGCGGUACUUGCUCAGAUGGCGAAAAUUGCGGCACUCCGCCCCCACAGGAAAUCGCAGGCAGUUGCUGUGACGGCGUUCAUUGUGGCACUCCACCCCCACUAGAGGACAGUGGUGAGCCCUGUAAAGAUGGUAAACAUUGUGGGACCCCUCCACCCCAUGAGAUACAAGAGAAUGCAGAUGAAGAGCUGCAGGAAGGGGCAGAGGAUGUUCCUGAGGCUGAGGAUGUAGAUAAUCCUGAAGAUCCAGUAGAGGCUCCAGUAGACGACCAACUAGUUGAUGACAUGGAGGAUGAGGGUGAAAUGAUGGCUGAAGGGGAGGAAACAGCUGAUGAGACAGGGGAGGCAACUGAUCUCCAGGAGACAGGGGAGGGAAGCCAUCUGCAGGAGGCAGGGGACACAACCCACCAGGAUGAGCACCUGGCUGAGGAGUCAGAACCAACAGAGCUUGAACAACAUGACGAUGGCUUGUCUGAAGUGAAGGAUGAACCAAUGGACACUUCUGACCAGCAACAUGAAAGAGAUGCCAAUGACAGUAUAGACCCAGUUACAGGUCUACACAACGGCACCCCAGUCCAGCUGGACACUUCCAGCGGGGCAAGCCUGCUAGGCACAUCUACCAGUCUGCCGGACCAGAUCUUUGCCACGUCGGGUCUUGAUGGCGGCUCUGGGGACACCAAAGUUGUGGACCUCCUCAUGCCCAAGAGUGAACCCACGGAACUGGCGGCUUUGAAUGCCACCACAGCAGACUCGGAUCCACUUGCAACAUUGGCGAUGGCAGCUGCCUCUAGUGCUGGAGCAGUAAGCAGCAUUAAACUGGAACCAACGAAAGCACAACAGGGGGAGACAAAAACAGUGAUGACAGUGACAACCCCCAAGAAGGAGGGCAACCAGUGGUUUGAUGUGGGCAUUAUCAAGGGCACCUCCUGUCUGGUCUCAUACUAUCACCUGCCGGCAGAGGGCCAGCAGGGCAAUGGGGAUAUCCAGCAGGAGAGAAAGGAUGUUGAUGUGGUAUCGGUGCAGGACCACAGUGUACUCAAGAGACAGGAGUUGCUUCCAGGCACGGCAUACAAGUUCCGAGUGGCCGGCAUCAACGCGUGUGGACGGGGGCCCUGGAGUGAGAUCUCUGCCUUCAAGACGUGUCUACCUGGCUACCCUGGGGCACCAUCAGCCAUAAAGAUUAGCAAGAGCACGGAUGGAGCUCACCUGUCAUGGGAGCCCCCACAGAACACAGCGGGCAAGAUCACGGAGUACUCCGUGUACCUGGCAGUGAGGAACUCAUCUCAGCCUGUAGAACAGAAGCCUGGCACCGCCGCCCAGCUGGCGUUCGUCCGCGUAUUCUGUGGUCCAAGUGCCUCCUGCGUGGUGAACUCCAACAGUCUCACAUCCGCACACAUUGACCACACCACAAAGCCAGCCAUCAUCUUCCGUAUUGCAGCUCGCAACGAGAAGGGCUAUGGGCCUGCCACACAAGUCAGGUGGCUUCAAGAUUCUGCUCAGGCUCAAGCUCCACUACCAACUAAGAUGGCUGUAAAGAGAACAGUUGACUCGACCCAGUUGCAGUCAGCUCUAUCACAGAUGAAAAAAAUUCGAUCUGACGAAGAUUCACCUGUUAUGUAGACAGAUUCUAGUACAAAACAUCUUUAUGAAGAUGGAUUCCAUUACAAAAUAUCUGUUAUGUAGAUAGAUUCCGGUACAAAAAGCAAUUAAGUAUAACAAAAGAGAUGUAAAUUUUCUAAAGAUACCUGGCUUGCUUAUUCAUUGUUAUAUACAUGCAACCCUCCACAAUAGCUAUUCAAAGACAGCUUUCAUGUUUUCCAAAUUAUUUCUGCAGAAUGAUUUUUUCAUUAUUAAAAAUACGGUCUUGAGUACUUCAAGAGUGAACAACGGCCUGGUUAUUUGAUAUCACUAUUCAUGUUUGAUAUUUUGUUUGCACCAAAGUGCAGGUUUUUAUUUUGUUGUAAAUAAUGUAUGGUUUGUAUCAUAUAUUUCAUUUUGUCAUAUGUAUGACUUAGUUUUAAUGGCAGCAAAUGAAGUUUGUAUUAUAAUCAUUGUAAAUGUCAUUUCAUCAUCCAGGUAAUUUGUGGUAACUUGUGUAUUAUUUGUUUUCUGAUGGUGUCAUUGGCAUUAUGUAUGUGUAUGCUAUAUUCUUGUUGAGUCAUGGGUAAUUUUUAUAAAGUUGUUAGAUCACAAAUAUUUUAUAAAUAUAUGACUAUGAAUCAUUAUAAACAUAAUUAAUAACGUUUGGUCUUUAUAUUUGUUGCGUGUUUUUCAAAUGAUUAUCGUCUAAACUAAUAAUAAAUAAUCUAUUGCGUUGAUGGUGUCAAACCGCCAUCUUGAAAAUAGGCUCUUAUUGAUCAGUGUAUUCUGAUUGGCUAUUCCAAUUUCAAGAUUUUCAUACUAUAAACAGCCUUAAAACUGACAUUGUAGAAUAGGUUAAUAUCUUGUGAAAAAAAGUCAACAGGCUAUGUCGUAAGGAAAAUACUCAUAAAGAAGACAUUUUGUGUUACUUAAGAACACUAUGUGAACAAUUUAUAAAAGAGGAAAUAUUUAAAAGUUCUGAUGAAUGACAAUAUUGACAUUAAUCAGCAAAAUGAUGGUGACCUGGUCCAAAAAAAAACGUAACGAUUGCAUCAUUUGAGAACAUUAUAUCACGUGAUUUCACGUGAUCUCUAUAACCACAACACAAAAAGAACCCACGACUCAACAAGAACCUACCAUACAUUAGUUUUGAUCAUCAUUUUUGUACUUGUUCAUGACAAAAAUACUAAUUCCAUAUAAAUGAGGUAUUUUUUUAAAAUAAACAGUAGUUUUAAAAGUUGAUCUCAUUGUACCUUAAUACCAAUAAUGUCACAUAAUUUUAUAUAUAACAAGUUUGAGUAAUUGCUAGCUUAUCCUUAAGGGAAUACAAAAACAUACAUCUACACACUAUUGAAAUAUCCAUUAUUUUCUUUUCAAAGGCUUAAUAAGGUAGUUUACAGAAAUGUAUAGCCAUGCUUUGCUGUUGUUUGUCUAAGGGUGUUAGGUGUAUCUACUGCAUUCUGCAGCCAUGUUUGUUAGUUAAUCACUUCUUACAUCCACCCAUGAUUAAAAAACUGAAUUAUUGAUUUUAUACCGUUAAAUUUAAAUACGAAGCUCCAAUAACCAAAUGCAAAUAAUGUUAAAUAUACGCAUAAGAAUGAUAAGAAAGCAGGAUGUAUCAUAUUAUUAAGGUUUUGUAAACAUCUGUGGCUCUUGAUAAAGAAACAUUAUUUAGUUUUAUCUUUUAUCCAGUGCAAGUGGGCAAUAUAUUUGCAUGCUAACCUGAUGUUUUAAAUAAAACUGAGAAGAAAGUUAAAUAAUUCAUUGUACAUAUCAUGUUUCAAGUAAUACACUAUUUGUGUGCUUGAAAAUUUUCUCAGAAGUUCCUAAAUGGGUUAAUUUGAGAGUUGUUUUUUUGCCAUGUUGUGUCAUUUUAAUGAACUUAUUGUAAGUUUGGUGAAGUUUCCAGACAUUGUUUAACACGAUGGUUUUCUCUGUUAGUGUGAAGUUAAUGUAUGUUUGAUGGAUUUCUUGAUUAUGUUACAUACUUUGCACUGUUUUUGGGUAGGAUAUAUACUGUUGAAUGAUUAUAAACUCACAUGGAUUCAGUUAUAAUUGAACAAUGAUAUCUUGAAGGCUGUUCAGCCAUUCGGCUUGUAUGGGGACCAGAUUAAUACUGACAAUUUUAAUCAUGUACUUUGUUUUGUUUCAAAUACACACAUUUUGAAAAUAUUUGACAAUCUGUUAAAAAUGUGAGGGUUUUAUGUUUUGUUUGAAAACAAGUAUUAACAAUGUUCAAUUGGAAAAAAUGUAACUUACAGAACAAUAAUAUAGUUUUGAAAAAUCGAUGUAUUCAUAUAGUGUACUUGUUAUAACAUUGUUAGAUAGCUAUGAAUACAUAUUAGUUCCAAACUCUUAUUGAAAGCAUUUCCCCCUUGUAAUAUAUGCAUGCUCCCUUCAUAGAACUAUCAUCAUUCUCUUCAAAGUCUGACGCCAUAUUCAUCAGCCAUUUUUGUACAGUGUGUGCAAGCAUAUUUUCAUAAUAAAUAUUCAUUCAACUGU
This is a messenger RNA of Dreissena polymorpha, 7149 nucleotides long. RefSeq names its product host cell factor 1-like. Bases 19 to 4686 code for a protein of 1555 amino acids. Gene Ontology annotation, cellular component: histone methyltransferase complex. Gene Ontology annotation, molecular function: transcription coactivator activity; protein binding. The record is from RefSeq and is a predicted model, not a curated record. Lineage: Eukaryota; Metazoa; Mollusca; Bivalvia; Myida; Dreissenidae. Gene Ontology annotation, biological process: regulation of DNA-templated transcription; chromatin remodeling. The transcript is spliced from 25 exons.